This is a messenger RNA of Colletotrichum siamense, 2076 nucleotides long. RefSeq names its product putative ATP-dependent RNA helicase DHX35 (gene DHX35). Bases 1 to 2076 code for a protein of 691 amino acids. Lineage: Eukaryota; Fungi; Ascomycota; Sordariomycetes; Glomerellales; Glomerellaceae. Gene Ontology annotation, cellular component: catalytic step 2 spliceosome; intracellular anatomical structure. The record is from RefSeq and is a predicted model, not a curated record. Gene Ontology annotation, molecular function: RNA binding; ATP hydrolysis activity. The transcript is spliced from 2 exons.
AUGGCCGACUUCGACCUCAACUCGGCAUUCAUCCCAGCCUUGCAUAAGCCGACUGCGCUGCUGCCAAUUGCUAAGCACCGCAAGGCGCUGCUUUAUCUCAUUGAGACGAAACAGGUCACCAUCGUUGUUGGUCAGACCGGUUCCGGGAAGACCACCCAAAUUCCCCAGUUCCUCGAGGCAGCGGGAUGGUGUGCAGAUGGCAAGGUCAUUGGCAUCACGCAGCCUCGAAGAGUCGCUGCGACAACGGUCGCCGUGCGAGUUGCGGAAGAGUUCGGCUGCGAGAUAGGCAAGGAAGUGGGCUAUGCAAUCCGCUUCGAAGAUGCCACCUCCGCCCAGACUCGCAUCAAGUUCAUGACCGACGGUUUGCUCAUCAGAGAGGCUCUUGUAGACCCACUGCUGACGAGGUAUUCCGUCAUCAUGGUGGACGAGGCUCACGAACGCUCCAUCAGCACCGACAUUCUCCUAGGCCUGCUCAAGAAGAUUCUGAAGAAGCGACCAGAUUUGCGUGUCAUAAUCAGCAGCGCCACAUUGCAGGCAGAAGAGUUUCUAAAGUUCUUCACAACCAGCCCAGGUGACGGGGAUCAGAAACUCACGACAAAACCGGGCGAUGACAGCGCGACAAAGGCUGCCACUUCUGGCGACGAUAAGUCUGCCAUCAUAUCUCUGGAAGGAAGAACUUUCCCCGUUGACCUACUCUAUCUCGAGUCACCGACGGAAAACUAUUUCGAAAGGGCCAUCUCAACUGUCUUUGACAUACACGAAAACGAAGACGAAGGAGACAUCCUGGUGUUCCUCACCGGCCGCGAGGAGAUUGAUGAAGCCUGCCAGGCCGUCGCUGAUCGUCUCCUCAACUUGCGAAGUCAAGAAAAGAAGUUGCAGGCACUCCCGCUCUACGCGGGUCUCACUACGGAACAGCAGAUGUAUGUCUUCGACAAGCCGCCCGAGGGCACAAGAAAGGUCGUGUUUGCGACCAACAUCGCUGAGGCGUCCAUCACCAUCGACGGUAUUGUCUAUGUCGUCGACUGUGGUUUUGCCAAGCUCAGGGCGUACAAUCCCACGACGAGCAUAGAGUCUCUCAUCUCGACCCCAAUCUCCAAAGCCUCAGCAAACCAACGCGCCGGCAGAGCAGGACGUACGAGACCGGGCAAAUGUUUCCGACUUUACACCGAAGAAUCUUUCUUGAGUCUACCCGAGUUCACCGUCCCUGAGGUUCAGCGGUCUAAUCUCGCACCCUUCAUCUUGCAGCUGAAGGCGCUAGGCAUCGACAACGUCCUCCGCUUUAACUUCCUCAGCCCACCGCCGGCGGAGUUGAUGGCCAAAGCCUUGGAACUACUCUACUCACUGGGAGCACUCGACGAUUAUGCAAAGCUCACGAAACCACUGGGCUACAGGAUGGCAGAGAUCGCCGUCGAGCCGAUGAUGGGCAAAACUCUCCUCAGCGCGUCGUCAUUCGGCUGCCUCAGCGAGAUCCUGACCAUCGCGGCGAUGACCUCUGCAGGUGGGAACAACGUUUGGUUCUACCACGACGGCGAGCGCAAGCAGAUGGAGACCUCCAGGCGGCUGUUUGCGGCCGAGGAAGGCGACCACUUAACCCUGCUCAACGUCUACCAAGCUUUCGUCAUGAAGGGCAAAAAGGAGUCCAAGUUCGCCCGCGACCACAAUCUCAACUUCAAAACCCUGACGCGCGCAGUGAGUAUACGCGCGCAGCUGAAGCGAUAUCUCGAAAAGUUCGGCAUCACGGUCGAAGAGUCCCUCGGCGCCAAGGGCCAAGACAACGUUAAAAAGGCGGAGCAGAUACGGCGGUGUCUCACGGCAGGAUACUUUGCGCACGCGGCGAGGAUGCAGCCGGACGGGACGUUCCGCAACGUGACGGGCGAGACGACGCUCCAUGCCCACCCGAGCUCGCUCAUGUUCAACCGCAAGGCUGACUGGGUCAUCUUCCACGAGGUCAUGGAGACCAGCAAGAAGAUAUUCAUCCGGGAUAUCACCAAGAUCGAGAAGGACUGGCUUGUGGAAUACGCGCCGGAGUUUUACCAGGUGGUGGACACUUCAGCGUCGGCGGCCACGCGAGGCUGA